Messenger RNA from Klebsormidium nitens, 1257 nucleotides. Lineage: Eukaryota; Viridiplantae; Streptophyta; Klebsormidiophyceae; Klebsormidiales; Klebsormidiaceae. The record is from the annotation of a GenBank genome assembly.
AUGAGAGAAGGUGCGCAGAAGGAAGGAAAGUGUAAGCGAAGUCGGCAGGUUUGCGCGUCAACGGCUGUAGCGCCUCUCAAAGAUCAGUGUCCAAGACGCUUGCUCUACCUCAGACGCUCUCUGGCGGUCCUGAUGGAAGGUCUGGUGUGCAAGUUGGAAGGCUGCAGCCGGCCGGUCUAUCGUGAUGAAGCAACCAAUGAGAUCUACCUGUUCUGUGGGAGAACUCACAGCAGAAAGUACGAGGAGCUGGUUGCGCAGGCAGCGGGAAGGCCCAUGUGUAAGCUUCCCGGCUGUGACCGGUACGUGUACUACGAUGAAAUUGCAGAGAUAAAACACAACUUCUGUGGAAGAACGCACGCAAGAGCUGCGGGAUCUUUGCAAAGACCUCUCAGGAUCGACCCCUCUGCAAGAGCGCGGGAGUUGGCGGGGGAGAAGCUAUGCAAGCUGCCGGGAUGCUCCAUAGAGGUGUGCGUUGAGGGAAACCGGGUCCACGACUUUUGCUGCAAGACUCAUGCAACGAAAGUAGCGGAAUGUCUUGGUCCGCAAAUGAAGCCAGGCUUCCAGCUGAAAGAUAAAGAGGCGAUAGGGCUGAUCCAGAAAAAGCACGACGAAAGACAGGCGCAUCAGCUCCCGCAUUACAUCUUCGAGAGUGACAUCUACAGCUGCGAUCCGUGGGAGCUUUCAGAGGUGAAACGGGCUCUUGAGAACGACCCCAAGACAGAGGACUGGCUCUAUUGGGAGGUUGUGCCGGAUGGACAAAUGAAGAGAGAGACUGGAACGUUUCACAGAUGGAAAGCUGCAACCGGCAAGGUUACAAGAAUAAAAGACGGCAGUGACCGGGAGAUUGGAUUCAAAAACGGACUGGAGUUGGUGUUCAAGAUAAAGGACAAGCACAAGCUGGUACUUUCACCUGGCCCCACGGGAGCGACUCAGUUUAGAUGGCGAAUGGUGGAGUAUAGAGCAGAGGCAGAACGGCUGCAAAAGUGGCGGCUCGUCGUGAUAUCCAGAGCAGAAGUAGCGGCGCUGGGUCAAAGCGCAGGCGAGGAAGUUGGAGGGACAGGGCCAGCUCAGACGGAUGACGACGUCACGUUGAUAGCAGAGGAUGAAAUCACGAUGGAAGGCCAGCUGGAAGCGGGCGGGGGAUCCUACCAGGCGGCGGCUCCAGACAUGACGCAAGCGCUGAGCCGGACCGAAGAAGUCGUGGCAUUCUACGACGAACGGGGAAGCAAGCGUCAGCGGUCAACCGAGGGAGCAUGA